Physella acuta is the source of this 412-nucleotide messenger RNA. RefSeq names its product calmodulin-4-like. Gene Ontology annotation, molecular function: calcium ion binding. The record is from RefSeq and is a predicted model, not a curated record. Lineage: Eukaryota; Metazoa; Mollusca; Gastropoda; Physidae.
UUUUGGCAGGGAUGUGAUCAGGUUUGAGAUUUUUUGGAGAGGUGGCUAGUCCUGAUCUGGAUCUAGAGCUAACACUUCGUAGACAUGACCAGGAUUUUCAGGAUGAGGCUAUUUAUAACCAUUCCCCUUCUGUUGUUACCGGCCCUCUCAUUGGCUGGGUAUUAUCACCAUCCUGAUGACGACAUCGGAUCCGGUGAUGACGAAGACAUUUCAGUGCAUCGUCUGCUGUUUCAGAUCUUUGACUCCAAUCACGAUGGGCACAUCAGUUUACCAGAGCUGAAGCAUUUCUUUAAGAAACACGAGCAUAAAGCCGAGGCGCUAUUACACAAGCUUGACAAAAACCAUGACAACGUCAUCAGCUUCAAGGAAUUCUUAGACUGUGAUAGCAACGAUUUGACGGAUUAACGUAGAA